AUGCCAUUCUGGUUGCCUCUCGUAUCGCACCGGAAGGGGUGUGAGCAGCUCCAGCGCCGGAGACCAAGCGAAGAGAGACAAACGCCUGCUAUCAGGUUUAACCCGGACAAGCCCGAAGCAGGUCCGAAGUACGAACCCAAACGACGGGUGGCCACAUGCGUCUUCACCGAUAUGCCGCCGCCCGUCUCACGAGCCGCCAAAUCCGGCCGGCCGCAGCCAACAUGCGCACGAUCCGUAGAUGACGCCACCGAGUUCCCGGCGACGGAUACGACCACUUGCUGCUCCUCUCAGCCGCUGUCACCGUCCACGACGGUCCGCGUCGCCGAUUGCCGCUGGCAAGUGACAUCUGAUGAUCAGUACACUACCAAGCAAGUGGUUUCAGCACGCCAGCCCGCGGACCAUCCAGAGGCCCUCGGCCCCCUCGUCUUACGACAAGGCGCCGCCAGCUUGCAGCAACCGGAAGAUCUCGAGGGCUGGACGCGCCACCCCGUGGCGCGGAGUCGGACGGUGGGUGUCAGCCAGCGGAUCGUGCUGUGUGGGGGUGGCAGCCUCUGGGCGACGGGGGCUGACACCUCGCAACGACUCUUAAAAGCCCCAAACCUGCUCAAGACCUGA
Thermothielavioides terrestris NRRL 8126 is the source of this 615-nucleotide messenger RNA. RefSeq lists its product as uncharacterized. The coding region runs from base 1 to 615 and encodes 204 amino acids. The record is from RefSeq and is a predicted model, not a curated record. The transcript is spliced from 3 exons. NCBI's taxonomy places the organism in Eukaryota, Fungi, Ascomycota, Sordariomycetes, Sordariales, Chaetomiaceae.